GAAAUGGCUGACUAAUCUAAUCACACAAGGAUACAAGAUAAGACAAAAACACACGUAUGACCACAGAUAAGAUAUAUCUAAGACCAUCUAGUGUGAAGUGAAUAUAUUAUUGUAUGUUUUGCAGUUUUGACCGGAUUCACCCGAACUCCCAUUAGUUGCGUUUCCUGUGGUUAUUUAUGCUGUAAAUACCGUCUCAAGCUAAUUUCUUUCGGCAAAAGAUGACAGAAUAAAUUAAAAAGCAAUGACACUAGUCAUAGCCAUGGCAGAGAGGAGACGCAUGGGCUACAGUGUGCAAAGGGACAUCCUGGAUGAAGGAGCAGUGGAUGAGAUAGCAGAAAAGUCUGACUCAAAAACACCUCUGUCUGAGAAGGUCAAAAAGUCGAUGAGAUGUUCCGGUGCCAGGUUGAAGAGCUGCCUGCUGGAUAGUGUUCCUGUUGUAUCGUGGCUGCCUCGUUACUCCAUCAGAGAAAACGCCUUGGGUGACCUGAUCUCUGGGAUCAGUGUGGGGAUCAUGCAGUUGCCGCAGGGUAUGGCCUAUGCCCUGUUAGCAUCUGUUCCCCCAGUCUUUGGCCUUUACUCCUCCUUCUACCCAGUCCUCAUCUACUUCAUCUUUGGCACGUCCAAGCACAUCUCAGUCGGAACAUAUGCGGUGAUGAGUGUGAUGAUAGGAGGGGUGAUAGAGCGAUUAGCCCCAGACUCCAACUUUAUGAUAUGGGACAAUGCGACCAACUCCAGUAUAGUUGAUGUCAUCAACCGGGAUGCAGAGAGGGUCAGAGUGGCUGCAGCUGUCACCUUCAUGUCUGGAUUGUUUCAGAUUCUGCUUGGCCUAGUCAAGUUUGGUUUUGUUGUGACCUACCUGUCUGAGCCGCUGGUCCGAGGUUACACCACAGGAGCUGCCAUCCACGUCAUUGUGUCCCAGCUCAAAUACACCUUUGGCAUCAGCCCUGUGAGAUACAGUGGACCCUUCGCAUUGAUAUAUACUGUGUUGGAGAUAUGCUAUCUCAUCCCACAGACAAACAUUGGUACUCUUGUGGUCAGCAUCGUCGCUAUAAUCGGCCUCAUCCUCACAAAAGAACUUAACGCAUACUUGAGUAAAAAACUACCUGUUCCUAUACCUGUGGAGCUGCUUGGUAUUGUUAUUGCUACAGUGGUCUCCUGGCAAGUUAACUUGGAGGAUAAAUAUGGGGUGGAUGUGGUGGGACUGAUUCCCUCAGGCCUCCAGCCGCCUGUUCUCCCAACUGCCUCUCUGUUUGGUCAGGUGAUCGGGGAUGCCUUUGCUCUCUCUGUGGUUGGCUACGGCAUCGCCAUCUCACUGGGACGAAUCUUCGCCCUAAAAUAUGGAUACAAGGUGGACAGCAACCAGGAGCUAAUCGCCCUGGGUCUGAGUAACUCCAUCGGAGGAAUUUUCCAGUGUUUCGCCAUCAGCUGCUCCAUGUCUCGCACCAUGGUUCAGGAGAGCACAGGGGGGAGGACUCAGGUCGCUGGGGCUCUCUCAGCAGUAGUUAUCCUUUUCAUCACGCUCUGGAUUGGAACUCUCUUUGAAGAAUUGCCGAAGGCAGUGCUGGCCGCCAUCAUUUUUGUCAACCUCCAUGGCAUGAUGAAGCAAUUCAUGGACAUCCCUGCACUGUGGAGGAGCAACAGAGUAGACAUGGUGGUCUGGGUGGCCACCUUCAUCUUCACCGUGCUAUUCAACCCUGACCUGGGACUAGCCGCUGCCAUCGGUUUCUCCAUGCUCACUGUCAUCUUCAGGACACAGCUACCUAAAUACUCCAUAUUAGGACAGGUCCCAGAUACUGAUAUUUACAGGCCUCUGGAGGACUACAAUCAGGUGAAGCAAGUGCCAGGGAUUUUGAUCUUCCGUUCCUCUGCCACCCUCUACUUCGCCAAUGCUGAGAUGUACCAAGAAGCCCUUGGAGAGAAGUCUGGCAUUGACAUUACCAAGAUCCUGGCAGCAAAGAAAAAACUAGAGGCCAAAAGACAAAGACUCGAGAAGAAAAAUGCCAAGAAAGCUGCCAAGAAGAACGCAGUGCACAUGGAGGGGGAGCCAGAGGGGGACGAGCAGAAGAACAUUGCCAUCAUUGAGAUGGAUGCUGAGCCCGACCCCUCACUCCCCAGAGCCAUCGUCCUCGACCUCAGCCCUGUCAACUUCCUGGAUACUGUGGGGGUCAAGGCGCUACGCAGUAUCCAGAGAGACUACGGGGAAAUUGGUAUAGAUGUGGUUCUCGCUGGCUGCCAAACUGGUGUUGUGGACAACCUGCAGACUGGAGGUUUUUUUAAUGACAAAGUGACAAAGUCCUGUCUCUUCUCCACUGUCCAUGACGCCGUGUUGCACUGUCAGUCUGCCAGAACACACAGCAAAGAAAAGGAGAUCAUAGCGACACAUUUGUGAGUCCUGAGAGGAACGAUGGAGAAUGUUGUGAAGAGGUGCCAGACACUCCGUCUUUAUGAGGAUAUCCGGGACUCCCGUCUGUCACACACUCUCAAACCUGCAGAAACACACACUGUAACAAACACAAUAUAUAAAGAUAGAAACAAUGCAAAUAAAUCAGAAUGUGCAGUUACAGUAUAUUAAUAUGGAUUUUUAACAUUAAGUAAUUAGAGUUUCUUUGAUUAGUAAAUACCUGCAUGCAUGGUUUAUUUAUAAAAAUCUGCCAAUAUUUAUGUGCUUAUGUGAAAAAUAAAUAUGAUAUUACUUA
This is a messenger RNA of Epinephelus moara (kelp grouper), 2696 nucleotides long. RefSeq names its product solute carrier family 26 member 6 (gene slc26a6.2). NCBI's taxonomy places the organism in Eukaryota, Metazoa, Chordata, Actinopteri, Perciformes, Serranidae. Gene Ontology annotation, cellular component: membrane. Gene Ontology annotation, biological process: transmembrane transport. Gene Ontology annotation, molecular function: bicarbonate transmembrane transporter activity; secondary active sulfate transmembrane transporter activity; oxalate transmembrane transporter activity. Bases 242 to 2389 code for a protein of 715 amino acids. The record is from RefSeq and is a predicted model, not a curated record. The transcript has 20 exons.